Molecule: messenger RNA, 1419 nt
Organism: Sphenostylis stenocarpa
Lineage: Eukaryota; Viridiplantae; Streptophyta; Magnoliopsida; Fabales; Fabaceae
Source: the annotation of a GenBank genome assembly
AUGGACAAAGCACAAACCGAACCCUGGCGACCCGACCCGCUCCACGGCGGCAUGUUCAGGCCACCGGAGACGCCGCGGGAGCCGAUGGAGUUCCUAUCCCGUUCCUGGAGCGUCUCCGCCCUCGAAGUCUCCAAGGCUCUCUCUCCGGCACUCUCCAAACUCACCCUCUCCAAUGGCGCCGGUGCCGAUGCCAUCCCGGAGGACAUCACCGGCGAGGCUGAAGAAGCGUCAGCCACCGUCUCCGGGAACCCCUUCUCCUUCGCCUCGUCGGAGACCUCUCAAAUGGUCAUGGAACGUAUCAUGUCACAAUCCCAGGAAGUGUCUCCACGAACUUCAGGAAGACUCUCGCACAGCAGUGGCCCUCUCAACGGAACCCAAAGCUGUGGCUCCUUAACCGAUAGCCCUCCAGUUUCUCCUUCUGAAAUCGACGAUAUCAAGCACACCCGCUCCAACAACAUCACCAGCAGUCUGUCUCUUAAUUUCAGAACCGCCGCGCCUGCCGCUGGCGGGAAGACGGUGGGGAGAUGGCUCAAGGACAGGAAAGAGAAGAAAAAGGAGGAGACCAGGGCGCACAAUGCUCAGCUCCACGCGGCAGUGUCGGUUGCCGGAGUUGCCGCGGCGGUGGCGGCAAUAGCCGCCGCUACCGCCGCCUCGUCCGGAGCUGGGAAAGACGAGCAGAUGGCCAAGACGGACAUGGCGGUGGCGUCGGCGGCGACGCUGGUGGCGGCACAGUGCGUGGAGGUGGCGGAGGCCUUGGGGGCCGAACGCGAACAUCUAGCCUCGGUUGUUAGCUCUGCUGUGAACGUGAGAUCCGCCGGCGAUAUUAUGACUCUAACUGCGGCGGCUGCGACAGCUUUGCGUGGGGCUGCUACAUUGAAAGCGAGGGCCCUGAAGGAAGUGUGGAAUAUUGCAGCAGUAAUUCCUGUGGAGAAAAAUUUGGGAGCUGUUGGAGGCAAUAAUAAGAACAAUAAUGGUAGCAAUGGAAAUUCUAACAGUAGUUUCAGCGGUGAACUUGUCACAGAAAAUAAUUUCUUGGGUAUAUGCAGUAGAGAAUUACUAGCCAGAGGUUGUGAGCUCCUCAAGCGCACACGUAAAGGUGAUCUUCAUUGGAAAGUUGUGUCUGUGUAUAUAAACCGGAUGAAUCAGGUUAUACUGAAAAUGAAGAGCAGGCACGUUGCUGGGACCAUCACGAAAAAGAAAAAGAAUGUGGUGCUUGAAGUGAUCAAAGAUGUACCGGCCUGGCCAGGGCGCCACUUGCUUGAAGGUGGCGAGGAUCGUCGUUACUUUGGGUUGAAAACAGUGAUGCGUGGUAUUGUGGAAUUUGAGUGCAGAGAUCAGAGAGAAUAUCAUGUGUGGACUCAAGGCGUUUCAAGGCUUCUCUCCAUUUCAGCAGAGAAGAACAACAGCAACAGAAUAUGA